AUGGCAACCAGUAUUAAUUUCUUUUCGUCGAAUUUUAAUGCUGAAUUGGUUUUAAAUGGUCUCAGACUGCCCUUCGACGAGGUCAAAAAUUUUGGAUCAGUUGAUAAAUUUGAACAACAUUUAUGGAAUACAAAUGUCGCACUGGUCACACAGUUACAAAAGCUGGAAUUUCGGGAAACUGUGGAGAAGAAAUCAUUUAAUGGACUCUCCAGGGAGGCUCGGCUAUCACAAAUGUGUGCACAAAGAGGAAGAGAUAUAACCGAACCUGUUCAGGAAUUAAGGAGAAACCUCAAUAAGAAAUGGAAUGGUAAUCUGUCCCGAACAGAGCAGGGACCAAUGAAACGUUUAGAAGAGUGUGUGGAACAAGGAUAUCCAGUGUGUAUUAGUUUACGAGGGCGGAAUCGUGUGAACUCAUUCAUUCAGGCUAAAGUUGUUGCGUUUGAUAAGCAUUGGAAUUUGCUGAUAAGAGACGGUGAUGAGAGUUUCAAGCCAACUAUAAGAAUGAAACGUCGAGUUACCAAAAGUAUGCAGAUAACAUCGCCACACCAGUAUUCUGAAAGCCAAUGCGAGAAUAGGAAAGGCAAAACGAAAAUACUAUGGCACCGUCAUCUGCCACUUUCUCUGAUACGUGGGGACGACGUUGUCCUGAUUUUCAUUUCUUCUCAAUUAUCUGUUAAGCAUUCUUUCCGGUGA
Messenger RNA from Acanthocheilonema viteae, 693 nucleotides. The record is from the annotation of a GenBank genome assembly. NCBI's taxonomy places the organism in Eukaryota, Metazoa, Nematoda, Chromadorea, Rhabditida, Onchocercidae.